AUGUAUUCUGAGCAAGCUCCCCCUACAGCAAGAGUGGUGGUGGUGUCUCCUCAACCUCCUUUCUUCUCUGGAGAGAGAGUCACUCUAUGGUGUAACAUAGUAGAGUACACAGACUGGGGUCAGUAUUUCUGGUACAGAGACAACCGCCUACUCCCCAGUCAGACCAGUGAGACCAUCACCAUCACACUCCCACAAGAGGCGGGUCAGUACCAGUGUUCUGGACAGAGGAAGGAUCGUCCUCAUGUAUCAUCACGAAAAAGAGGAAAGAGAAGAUCAGUGUUCACACGCAAAGUAACCCUGAGAUGUGACAUGGGUCAGUCUGCUGGAUGGACAUUCUACUGGUACAGAAACACACAGACCUCUGAUCCUGUGGCCCAGACUGAUGGAGACUCCUACAGCAUCAGCUCUGUUAAAGUCUCUGAUGGAGGACAGUACUGGUGCAGAGCUGGGAGAGGAGACCCAGUCUACUACACACAGUACAGCAAUGAGGUGUGGGUGAAAAUCACAGAAAGUCCCAAAGCUGUUGCAACACUCCUGCCCAACUGGCCAGACUUCUUCCGUGGAGAGACGAUCACCUUCAGAUGUGACAUACAGGGAGAUCAACAUGGACACUGGCAAUACAGCUGGUAUAAAAUAGGGAAUGUGGCACCAAAUCCAUUACAUACCAGGAAAAAGUUCACAAUAUCUUAUGCUGAAGAGUCCGACAGUGGUGAGUACAGCUGCAGAGGAACACGCAGUAGAGACCCACAGACAUCAGAGACCAGCGCAUCUGUUAGAAUUACAGUGUCAGGUCGUUCUCCUCCAUCCUCCCUGGUUGUCCAUCCCGAUACAAAUCAACAUUUUGAUCUUAAGUCUCUCUCCUUGAGCUGUGAGGGGAUUGUAACCUUAACUGGAUGGAGAUUGAGAUGGUUCCCAGGAUGGUCAAAGCAUAAAAUGUGUCCCAAUGGUUGGGCAGAAGCAAGAUCCACUUGUAGAGGAGAUAAAGCAUUUUCAUCAGAGAGUGGAGUUUACUGGUGUCAGUCUGAGACUGGAGAGCGGAGUAAUCCUGUCAACAUUUCAGUGCAUGAUGGUAGUAUGAUCCUGGAGAGUCCAGCCCAUCCUGUGACUGAGGGAGAUCCCCUGACUCUGCGCUGUAGAUAUCGCUACCAGCCAUCAAACAUCAGUGCUGACUUCUAUAAAGAUGGGACACUCCUGCAGACCUCCACCACAGGAGAGAUGACCAUCCCUGCAGUCUCCAAGUCACAUGAAGGCCUCUAUAAGUGCAGGAACCCAGAGAGUGGAGAGUCACCAAAGAGCUGGAUCACAGUGAAGGUGUCUGGAAAUGCAUCAUACAAAUUGAGUGUAUUCUUUUAUAUUGUUUUCUACUUUGUACUGUGUCAACUUUACUUGUGA
This is a messenger RNA of Sardina pilchardus (European sardine), 1392 nucleotides long. RefSeq names its product Fc receptor-like protein 2. The record is from RefSeq and is a predicted model, not a curated record. Gene Ontology annotation, molecular function: transmembrane signaling receptor activity. Gene Ontology annotation, cellular component: plasma membrane. Gene Ontology annotation, biological process: cell surface receptor signaling pathway. NCBI's taxonomy places the organism in Eukaryota, Metazoa, Chordata, Actinopteri, Clupeiformes, Clupeidae. The transcript has 7 exons. Bases 1 to 1392 code for a protein of 463 amino acids.